AUGUUGAAUGGCUAUGAAUGGCUCUCGGAUAUCUUCGGUCCAACUCCGUUUUGUUGGCGCAGCUCGAGGUAUUCAUUGGCAGGUGAAUGCUUGGCGCAGCUCGGUGAUGGUUUCCCAAGGUCGGUCUCCGUGUCAUCUUCCACGCAGUUGCUGGUGGGAUGUGGCAUCGAUGGGCAGCUGCAGUUGUUGAGUGCUGUCAGCAGGAGGGUCAUUGCCAACUUCUCCCACGCCAAGUCCGAGUGCGACAAGGCCGAGGUCUCCUUUUGGGAGGAAGACUUUGAGAUGAACGAGCCGGGGGGUCUCCGCUACCGACGCUUGCAGGACUUCCCAAGUCUGGAUGAACGGCUGGGGCCAGACAUCUUGGAUGCUGAUGGCAUUCCCAGGCAGGGCAUCACUUCUGCUCAGUGGAGCCCGGACGAACGCUACCUGGCGACGAAGCAUGAAUCCUUUCCAAGCGUCGUCUGGAUUUGGGACUUGGGCCGCAUGGCCUUGAAGUCGCUGCUGAAGCACCAAUCCACGGUGAAGUGCAUGGCCUGGGACCCGGCCGCUCGCGGAGAGCUGAGCCGUUUGGCCCUGAGCACCUCAGAUCCGGUGCUCUUCUUUUGGUCACCUGGGCAGGCUGAGGCACUGCCUUGCGCGCUGUCGGCGGCCCGGCUGCGCUGGCGAGCGGAUGGGCGCAGCCUUUUGCUCCAAGAGAGGGACCGAUGUUGCGCCUGCCGAUUGGGGAGUGCAGCGCGAAAACUUCCGCGUCCAUGCCGCGUCCGGCGACCGGCGUGGCGGCAUACAGAAGCCUCAAGCGUAACGCACCUUCUUCGGGGGGCUUGCCUGGGUAUGUUGGGGCACCUCACAGACCUCGCCCUCAAAAACUACCUGGUUGAAUGGUUAGUCAUGGUCCGGUUAGUAGAUGAACAUCAGCAGCAGCGUGGACUCUUUUCACGAAAGCUAGCCUCAGCUAGCUGGAGUUACUCUUGCUUUGGCAAGUUGUUGGCUGGGGGAUGGAAUCGCUCACUCAGUGAAUUAUCCACUGCUAGACCUCUCCCCCUCCGCUGGUUCAGAUUUGGGAUUCUGAUAGCAUUCGUUCUGAUAGCAUCAGGCCGCGCAUCCCAGCAGUUUUAA
Messenger RNA from Durusdinium trenchii, 1116 nucleotides. The record is from the annotation of a GenBank genome assembly. Lineage: Eukaryota; Dinophyceae; Suessiales; Symbiodiniaceae.